This is a messenger RNA of Torulaspora delbrueckii, 216 nucleotides long. It is a transcript of the gene HSK3, whose product is annotated as Hsk3p. The transcript has a single exon. Lineage: Eukaryota; Fungi; Ascomycota; Saccharomycetes; Saccharomycetales; Saccharomycetaceae. The record is from RefSeq and is a predicted model, not a curated record. Gene Ontology annotation, biological process: attachment of spindle microtubules to kinetochore. The coding region runs from base 1 to 216 and encodes 71 amino acids. Gene Ontology annotation, cellular component: DASH complex.
AUGUCAAAUCCCAGCAAGGAGCGGCAGUAUGCUCAUAUGGCACAGCAAUUGCAAUUGCUACAAGCAAACUUAGUGAAGACCAGCGAACAGCUGGAAAUCAUGUCCCAGCAUUGCAACAAGAAUCUGGUAGGCCAACUGGGUAAGGUCCAUGCCAGUUGGUUCAUUGGAAGUAACCGAUUCUUCGAGGAAGAGAUGCUGGGAAAACAAAAGAAGUGA